AUGGUGAAGGGGCAGAAGCGAAAGCACCAAGUUGAGGAGACAGAAAACGACGAAGUUAUUUCUGCUCUAAAGGAGUUGCCAAGGCAAGAGCUUGCCUUGCAGCCUUUUUCACAGGCUUUGCGCUGCCUUGAAAGCUCCCUGAAGAUUGACGAACUGCGGAGUUCGUGGAAUGCCGAGACUGUGGCGACAUCUUUGGCUGCAGCACUGGGGGAUGGCUUAUGGUGUUGGAGUUUUGAAACAACAUCAGAUGAAGUCGAUUCAGCCCACAAGGCUUUGAAGACCAUGCUGGAAGAUGGCCGGAAGCAGUUGCUUGAAGCUUUGCGAAGUGGAGAAUCCUUUUGUGCCACAGUCAAGCGCUGCACAAGCAAGAAGGAUGGCCAGGCACUAAUGAAGCUUGGAAAGACCCGAGUCAUGUGGCUUUUAGCACGUGUCAUUUCUGCUUUAGACCGACGCCGCAAUGGCUGGAUGCCGGUGAGCCGUCGCCAAACUCAAAUCGGCGAAGCCGCUCAAGCUGAUGCCAAGGUGCUGGAUGCGGUAAGAUGGCUCCAAGAAGCAGAAGCAAUCCUCAUUUGUGGGGAGCUCGAGGAGGAGGAAACAGGCCUAUUUCGCUUGCCUCCCUUCAGCACUUCAGCUGGCAGUCUAGAGUAUGGGGUUCCAGCACAAGGAUCGUGGAGCCCUCUCCGGGCUCUUUGGCGUGAGCAUGUGCAACUGGACAGUGCAAAGUUAUUCGAAAGUGAUCCAGCAUUGGCCUGGGCAUUUUGGGGGUUUUGGUCCAAACGAUACUUGGAAGGCAUGCCCUCUGCUUUCUACCAAUGCCUCGGUGGUUGGGCUCGAACUCGGCCAAGAGGCUGUUUCUGCGUGACGGGAGAGAUCUCUGGACACUGGGCUCGAUCUAUUGGAGAAGAGAGACUUUGGGAGACACGUGGCUCAGUGUCUCACUUGCAAAGAAUUGAUGGCCGUGAAAAAGUAUGGCGAGUGGGCGAAACACGAAUGUCACUGACAACAGAGAGGAUGGCGACAGGUAUCAUAUCCCAGAUGGCAGGCAUAGAAGAUGGCUUCAACGCAGCAGCUUCUGUUUUCACUUCCUUCUUGGGCACAAAGUCCGAUGCCAAGAUCAAAGCUACCCUGGAACGAAGUAGCAAUGCCGAAGGAAGUUCUCCCAAACAUCGCACAGGCCAUGCAGGCCAUGCACCACCAAUCACGGAAGGUGCCCAAGUGGAACCAAGCUUACUGGGAGUGUCAAAGCCGCGCCUCGAACCGGUGAAAUCACUUGAUAUUGAGCUGCCUCCAUCAUGGACUCUGCAAGCUGGUGAGGUGGUGGAAGUGAGAACUCGAGAUCCAGAGGAGAACACUUGUACAUACAAGUGGACAGCUUGGCAUCCAGCUGUCGUUGGUGAUGAUAGUUUCAGCGUCUUCUCCUUUGACGGUGAGCCCUUACGAGCACAUGCUGUUCGCAGACCGAAAGGACAAGAUCUUCUCCGUGUCAAGCAGACCACGUCGCUUCCACGGGAUCCUGAAGAUUCUUCGUCUUUGGCCCGUCCCAAUGUCAAAAUGCAUGGGGAUACCUGUUUUGCAGCUUGCCGGUGCGACAGGCAAGAGAAGGCUUUCUAUCAGUGGCUUGAAAGCUUGCCGUCAAGCUGCCAAUUGGUUCUCUUGCAGGUUGGAGCCAGCAACAACGAAGAAACAAUGCGGGUACAACGAGCUGCUCAAGGUUUUGCUCAGAGCAAACUGAUUCGAAUCGGCAGGGCACGGCCACCGAAGCAUUGGGCUGGCCGGUGUGCUCAUAUUUUUCAUGACACUGCUGCUGGGGUGCAGCAAUUGGUUGAGGCUCUUGGCGAAGCGCCAGAGGAAGUGCAGGUUUCGGAAGGACCACAACUGCCCGAGCAAAACCGAAGGGCAUCUGGGGCACCUGUGGUUUAUCAACUGCCAGAUGAAAGCGCACCAAGCUCCAAGAGCAGCGUGAGAGAGGAAACGAACAAGUCGAAACAGACACAAAGAGACUCUGACAAUUUGAUUCAUUGGGAUGAGCUCGAUGCAAUCGAGAUCGAAGAAACUUAUGUGCUUGGGCAAUUUGUUGACUUUGCGGCUGGCAUCUUUGCGGAGUCACAGGACCAGGAAGAUUCGGGGCAGGAAGAUUAA
Messenger RNA from Durusdinium trenchii, 2139 nucleotides. Lineage: Eukaryota; Dinophyceae; Suessiales; Symbiodiniaceae. The record is from the annotation of a GenBank genome assembly.